AUUGAAGGCAAAAUAAAUACAGGGUCUCCUUUAAAAUUAUUUAAUAUUAUUUCCAAAUUGUUGAAUUGGGCAGUUGCCGCCAUCUGUAAAUUUAGCUUCCGUGUCACUUGAGAUUCAUUUUUCUGUAAAAAAGGUUUUGUGGAGCACAUGAGACUCUAUUUAUAGUGCGCUCAGUCAAUGUGACGACAAUGACAUCAAUGCAUUUUGAACCUUUGUUGUUAUGUUUGGCUAACGGACUGUGUGAAGUUUUCGGAUACGGAUUAGUUUUACUACCGAAAUUAUCUGUAAUAAAUUACAGUGGAUUUUAAAAGGGUAUAAUUUUGGGACACUUUGUUCUUUCUUUAAUCUUUACUUUAUAUCUCAAUAUGGCGCCCUUAAAAGUAAUUGGAGCAGGCUAUGGAAGAACAGGCACGGAUAGUCUCCGUAUUGCCUUGAAUACACUGGGAUAUAACACAUAUCACACGAGGGUAUUGUUUUCAGAUCCUACAACCGACACGGACGAUUUUCUGAAUGCCUUCCAUCACAGGGAAGAGGCUGACUGGGACAAGAUAUAUGAAAAUUACAGUGCUGCUGUUGACUGGCCUUCUUGCACUUUUUAUCAAGAUUUGAUAAUGAAGUAUCCUGAAGCCAAAAUCAUUUUAACUGAACGUAGUGCCGAAAGCUGGUAUAAAUCUGUCAAAAACACCGUUCAUGCUGCUCUUAUUGCCUCUGCUUCCGAUCCCAAACAUGACAAAUUCAGAAGGAUGGUAACUGAUGUUUGUGUUGAUGGUGUUCUGAAUGAUCCCAUCAGGUUUGAAGACGAAGAAGCAGUCAAGGCGAUGUUUGUUAAACACAAUGAGGGAGUCAAGAAAUUUGUACCCAAAGAAAAUCUUUUGAUCAUGCAAUUGGGGGAAGGAUGGGAGAGGCUAUGCGAGUUUCUCGGAAAAGAAGUACCUGAUAUACCAUACCCAAGAGUUAACUCUACGCAAGAGUUUCAAGACAGUAAUCUUCUUAUAGAUAAAUAAAAUAUUUUUGUUUGUGUCAAUCC
Mucor mucedo is the source of this 1027-nucleotide messenger RNA. Its product is annotated as P-loop containing nucleoside triphosphate hydrolase protein. The transcript is spliced from 3 exons. The coding region runs from base 366 to 1004 and encodes 212 amino acids. NCBI's taxonomy places the organism in Eukaryota, Fungi, Mucoromycota, Mucoromycetes, Mucorales, Mucoraceae. The record is from RefSeq and is a predicted model, not a curated record.